AUGAGGCCCCUCGGACUCAUGCCGCAGCGGCCAGGCAUCCUGCCCGCUCAGACUCUUCGCCUUGGCGCCCUGAAUGUCCGGCCAGCUCGGGUGCGUCGAUCAAGGCACAUUGCGCAUGCCCUUCCGAGCCUCGAUCUACUCCACAUCUUCAACACCGGGCUGGCCCUGCUGCCCCUGGCCUACGAGCCCGUAGUUCUGCCAUGCCACACCCAGAACUGCGGCGACCAGGUCCACAGAAGCACCCUGGAUCCUGUGCUGCGGUUGGAGCAGAAGGGGAUCAACCCCCAGGGCGUCGUGCUGUGCCUGGGCCUCCUGGUGUACCUCUUCGCCACCCCUGGUGUCCUCCCUGGCGCGAUCGACACAUACAUCAAGGCCCCGCUCCAGCGACUCCGUGCCCAGCCCUACUGCAGCGAGGACUUCACUGUCGGCAAGAAGGUGGCCAGCGGAGGGUUCGGGACGGUGUACAGGGCUGAGAUGAAGGACCCUCGCCGCCCCGGAGAGACCCGGCCCGUGAUCCUGAAGAAGGCCACCGAGUUUGGCGAGGCCGAGGCGUGGAUGAAUGAGCGCAUGGCCCGCACCAAUCCCCUGGCCGUGGCGGACUUCGUGGCCGCCUUCACGGAGUUCCCCAGCGCGCGCACCGCAACCGACCCGCUCUGGCUGGUGUGGCAGUUCGAGGGGGAGCACACCCUGGCGGAGCUGAUGGUGCGCAAGGAUUUUCCCCAGUGCCUGGCGCCGCUGCUGUUCGAGGACCCCAGCGUCGUGCCACCCGGCGUGGCCGGCCAGGUGUUCCUGCUCAAGACCGUGAUGCAGCAGUUACUGGAGGGCCUGGCGGCCUGCCACUCCACAGGGAUCGUGCACCGCGACGUGAAGCCGCACAAUUGCAUCGUCUCCACCGUGGACCGCCGCAUCAAGCUCAUCGACUUUGGCGCGGCGGCCGACCUGCGCAUCGGAAUAAACUACGUGCCGAACCAGUACCUGCUGGACCCGAGAUACGCCCCGCCCCAGCAGUACAUCAUGUCCAAGCACACACCCAGGGCACCUGCGGCCCCGGUGGCUGCCCUGCUGUCGCCCGUGGUCUGGGCGCUAAACUCGCCAGACAGAUUCGACAUGUACUCUGUGGGAAUCAUGAUGCUGCAGCUGGCCCUGCCGCCGCUGAGGACGGACAAUGCCCUGGUUGCAUUCAACAAGCAACUGGCGGACACAUACAAGCACGACCUGCGGGCAUGGCGUCGGGCGCGGGAGCGGCGAGGAACAAAGGACCUGGCCGCGGGGCUGGCCAUCCUGGAUGCGGACGGGGGGGCGGGCUGGGACCUGGCGUGCAACCUCGUGCAGUACCGACCUGAGGACAGGCUGUCGGCGCAGGGCGCGCUGCGCCACCCCUGGUUCGACACCUCGCCCCUGGCCCGGUUGGGGUCUGCCUUUGGGGACCUGACGCAGCGGGUCAGCCAGGCCACGACCGGCCUGGGCGGGCAGUGGCUUGGGGAGGUGAUGGCGAGGUCGGGCACUGCCGCCAGCGGCGGCUUCACGGAGGCCCAGCUGAGUGAGGAGCUGGAAGAGGACGGGGAGGUGUGGCAGGCGCCCCCAAAGGACAUCUCGAGCACCAUCGCCUGGUGGCAGCAGCGGGAGGCGCGGCUCCAGAAGGCCGCACGCGUCCAGCAGAGGAAGGCUGCCAAGCAGCUGGUCAACCUUCGGAAGGACACGCGAAACACGGUGAAGGAGAUCAAGAACCGGGUGUCGCUGCUGUACCCCCUCCUGGGCGGAAGAUCUGGCCGGGAGACGGGGGAAGGGACGUAG
Molecule: messenger RNA, 1794 nt
Organism: Auxenochlorella protothecoides
Lineage: Eukaryota; Viridiplantae; Chlorophyta; Trebouxiophyceae; Chlorellales; Chlorellaceae
Product: Serine/threonine-protein kinase stt7, chloroplastic
Exons: 8
Coding region: 1-1794 (597 amino acids)
Biological process (GO): protein phosphorylation
Molecular function (GO): ATP binding; protein kinase activity
Source: RefSeq, a predicted model, not a curated record